This is a messenger RNA of Physcomitrium patens, 2025 nucleotides long. Its product is annotated as glucan endo-1,3-beta-glucosidase 13. Gene Ontology annotation, molecular function: hydrolase activity, hydrolyzing O-glycosyl compounds. Lineage: Eukaryota; Viridiplantae; Streptophyta; Bryopsida; Funariales; Funariaceae. Gene Ontology annotation, biological process: carbohydrate metabolic process. The record is from RefSeq and is a predicted model, not a curated record.
CGAUUUGGAGAUCAUUGGAACACCCACGACAGCUGGGUUUGGGUAGUAAUCACAGACUGCACAUUACAUGUUUCGGAGUCUGGCGUUCAUAACUUGACAGUUCUCAGUGGAUAGCGAGAGCUGGGUCCUGCGUCCGUUUGCUUUGAUUGUGUUUGGGGUUUUUUGUAAAGAGCUCGCAUUGUGUUUAUGUGUGGAAGGUAGAGAGUGUGUAGUUCGCCUCACUUCGUGGUAACUUGGACAUUCUGGACUUGGGGAUGAUGAGGGGUGGCAUGCAAUGGGGCUUCGCAGCGGUGGUAGUGGGGUUGGUGUAUCUCUUUCAUGCUGCGGUGUUUGCCGAAGCAAACAUAGGGAUUAAUUAUGGGCGUGUGGCCGACAACCUCCCCCGCCCCAAGGACGUUGCGAAACUAGUCCAGAGCAUUGGAGUCAAACACAUCAAAAUAUUCGACUACGAAAAGGAGAUAAUUCGAGCUUUCGACCACACGGGCAUUAGCUUGAUCGUAUGCGUCCCAAACCAGGAGAUCAUCGGCUUCGCACAGAGCGAGAAAGCUGCCCGGACAUGGGUUCACAACCACAUCAGGAAGCGCGUACUCAGAGGCGCAAAGAUCACAUACAUUGUUGUCGGGAAUGAGAUUCUAUCCGGCAUCCCGGAGAUAUGGCCUGCGCUGGUGCCCGCGAUGUGGCAAAUCCACUCGGGGCUCGUGUAUUAUGGCUUGGACCACCUGAUCAAAGUCUCCACACCGCACUCUAUGGGCGUCAUGGGGGCAUCCUAUCCCCCGUCAGCGGGCGUCUUCGCCGAGAACAUCCGCACCUCCAUAAUGGAACCAAUGCUGCGGUUCCUGAAACUCACGGGAUCCACGCUUAUGAUGAACAUUUACCCCUACUUCCCUUACCGCGACGACCCAGUGAACAUCUCCCCCGGCUACGCGUUGUUCCUGAACAACGCCACCGGCGUCGACGACCCCAACACGGGGCUCCACUACUCAAACUUGUUCGAUGCAAUGCUAGAUUCGUCGAUUUUCGCCAUGAAGAAUCUAGGUUACCAUGAUAUUCCGGUGAUAGUAACGGAGACAGGAUGGCCAAGCAUAGGUGAGGAGUGGGAGAAAGCAGCGGGGCUGGAAAAUGCAAAGACGUUCAACAACAACCUUCUGAAACACGUGAAGAGCGGAAAAGGAACGCCGGCGCGGCCUGACACCACAAUCCAGAUCUUCAUAUUCGCUUUGUUCAAUGAGUAUCAGAAGCCGGGACCACUCUCAGAGCGCAACUUCGGCUUGUUUUAUCCCAAUGAAACCAAGGUGUAUGACAUCAGCUUCACGUAGUGUUCGGCCGGCGCUCUUCAGCUGCAAGCUCUACACACUUCACAUGCUAUUGCAAUCGAUUAGGUCUAGGAUUGUAGGCUCACCAAGCCUCCUUCCUGUGAACCUUUUUGGCUGACCAUGAAAAAGAAAAAAAGAACACACACACACACACACACACACACUUGUUUCAAUCAGAAACAACUAGAUUAUUGCUCGAUUUACUGUAGGAAUUCAAGCUCUGCGUUGUGAAGAAUUGUUACAAUCACUUGCAGACAUGGGUUCAUCAUUACCGUGAAAAAGGCCGACUGGGUACAGUCCUCCACGAUCCUUCAGCUACUUGAUGUCACCUGUCUACUUUCAGUGUGUGACACAUGCAACUUGAGUCCAUGGCCUUCACAUUCUGUGGGGUUUUGCACUUGGGUCUGAUGCCUCUUGUUCCACGAAAUAGCAAUACAUGACUCCCUGGAAUCACACUGGAAUUGUACGUAUACCAAAUUUCUUCAGCAGUCUUGCCUCUCUCUGCUGACAGGUCAUUCAUCAAUAGUAUCAUUCUUGCUUUCAGUAUGUGAGUUGUUGGUGUGUAUGACCAGCAUGCACUAUCGUGAACUGUCUGAUAACUGAAGAUGAGCUUGGCCCCAUGUUGCACCCUCAGGCACACAUCCAGUGCAUCCAAUGUAAGGCAGCAGCAAUUAGGAAAUAAAGUCCACAUGGAACUAGUAUUUUAUCUUUU